ACUUCAUUUUCAAUGCCCACAGACGUAAACUAUCGUAAGAAAACUAAUCGGGAGAUGGAUAUCAUUGAAUGCAAACAGAUCAUGCUCCAUCUGAUAACAGAGUUACAGAGCGUCGUGAGGACGCGUCUGAAUUGUCUCAUCAUUCAGAGUGCUGAAACAAUUCAAUGCAGAUUUUACGACGAGCGGGACAAAGGGUUUAAAUUCAUAAUUAGGACUCCAGCAUGCGCCUCUGGACUGAUUCGUGAUCUUAUUUGCUGCGAAUGUAACAUAAUGUUGUAUCUAGCCCGCCUACCCCGAGAACACCCGGUCACUUUCUCAAAGAUGUUUGAAUUGCAGCGUACAAAAUCAACGUGCCCGCAGGGUAUUUACAGCAUUGAGAUGCCGCUACAACCCUUUGAAAUGUACAAGUGUGCUCUUUGCAGCUUUGAUCAGGGACAAAAUUGGAGCACUGUGUUUCCUGUCAAGGUCGACUCAGCUUGCAGAUGGCCAUUUUCUCAACUGCCAUCACAUUUUACAUUUGCUCUAUGAAAUCAACUGCCAUCUAAAUUAUUGACAAGAGAUAUAUAUUCUAAAGAACUGCCGUUAUGGAACAAAAUUGUUACUUUAUUUUUAGAUUUUAAUUGUCAUAGGUUUAAGAAUAAACAAAUUGAAGCAUGAACUCAUUAAGAAAAAAGACUACUAUUGACAAUUCGUAAAUAAUUGUAAACAAAUAAUGUAAACAAAUAGUUUACAUCAUGCAUUGAGCUUAGACUUUCUUGCUAUAAAAGUGCAAAAAAUUGAUCAACUGAAAUGAUAUUUAUAUGAGAAUUCAUGACUUAUUUUUGUACAAUUAAACUGAAUAAUUGAGUUGAUCAAAAAUGUUGAAGAAAUGGAUGGCUGAUUGUUUGACUGAGUAAGUUGAUAAAUUAAUGCAAAGUAUUUACUUUUUUCCAAUACAACUACAACGUGAGUGCACUUUGUAGUUGUUGUGACACGGUGUUUCUGGGAGACGGCCAUAAGGAAGUUCGGACAUUUAAGGACGUCUGUCAUUUAAUAUGUCUGUUCAUUCAAAUUUGAUAUCCGAUAAUGCGUAGAGAAAAGAAAGAAACAGGUGUGGUAUCAAUAUUUGUUGAACAAAACAAAUAAUUCUUAUUUCGUUAAAAUUUCUAAAUCUACUGUACAUAUUUGGCAAGGCGGAAAACAAGGAGGAUCGGACAUAUUUUUCAAUGUUCUGAUUUAAAUGCAACAAAUGAUUAUUUAGUGUUCUAAUUUUUAUCUUUCGUUUAAUAAUUUCAUAAUGAAACACUUCGUCUUAAAGUUUGACUCGAAUAACUUGAUAAUCACAUGUUAAAGGGACUUUGACACGACUGUGCUAAAAAUUUUCAAAUUUUUAAAAAAAAAAAUUUAUUGUCGAAAAUGGUUUAUAUUGACUUUUAAAAUGCUUUUCAAAAUUUGAAAGUCAAACAUAGAGUUACAAGCGAGUAACAGAGGUUAGAAUUCUUUGUUUUGUAAGCAAAGCUCGAGUCUCGUAAUUGUUUAUAUAUGCAUUGUUUUGGUAUAAGUUUCACUCUAAUGUUGAUUUAUAUUGUUGAUAAAAGUAUUUAGGAACACAGGAAUUCAUUUUAUCUGGUUGCCACAAGUUAUUUUGUCAAAAUAAAUGACAAUUUCUUCACUUUACAUUAUUUGUGACAAAUAUAAGACUCGAGCUUUGUUUACAUAACACUGACUUCUUUUCUCUGAAUCUCGCUUGUAACCUGAUGUCUAGCAUUGAUAUGUUGGUACAUCAUUCAAAAUACACAAAUGAAUUAUUUGAUAAAGAAAAAAAUAGACAUAAGAUAUUCCAUCUCAAAUCGUUUCCAAGUCCCUAGAAUAAUUUUGGUUAACAAUGAUAUCUGUCAAACUUAAAAGAUCUUUAUAUUUAUUUACAUGAAAUGUACCUGUUUUAUAAUAAAAUACUGCUUUAUGAUUCUAACAUUCUUUACUUUAAUUGAUUUGUGUUUCUUUCUUUGUUAUAUUUACCAGAUUACAUGCAUUUCUUAAGCAUUGGGGUUAAGUUUAAGAUGCUUGAAGAAUAAAAACGGUUCCAUCUGCCGACUUUACCUCUUCUGAAUAUAG
Molecule: messenger RNA, 2094 nt
Organism: Magallana angulata
Lineage: Eukaryota; Metazoa; Mollusca; Bivalvia; Ostreida; Ostreidae
Exons: 5
Coding region: 13-528 (171 amino acids)
Source: RefSeq, a predicted model, not a curated record